Molecule: messenger RNA, 1694 nt
Organism: Coccomyxa subellipsoidea C-169
Lineage: Eukaryota; Viridiplantae; Chlorophyta; Trebouxiophyceae; Coccomyxaceae
Product: biotin synthase
Exons: 8
Coding region: 60-1307 (415 amino acids)
Biological process (GO): biotin biosynthetic process
Cellular component (GO): mitochondrion
Molecular function (GO): biotin synthase activity; 2 iron, 2 sulfur cluster binding
Source: RefSeq, a predicted model, not a curated record
GACUUACGAUCGGUGAUCUGUUGUCUUGCCUAGUUGCAAGAGCCCCACUUUGAAUCAAGAUGCUGCGCAUCGCGCGAAUCGCGUGCAUCAGAAGCACACUUUGCGAUGGAGCAGGCAUUGCAACAUCCCUGCAGUGCAGAAGCAUUGUAUCAGGACAUGCAUGCCAGCAGGCAGAGCCCCUUCCGUUAGAUAAUGAAAAUCUGGAAGUUUCAAACCGCACUCACGAGCUGGGCGCCAUUCGCACAGAUUGGACGCGUGAGGAAGUCAACGAGGUGUAUAGCACACCACUGCUAGAGCUGGUUUACAAAGCAGCUUCGGUUCACCGUCUCUACAAUGACCCACAAAUGGUGCAACGGUGCACUUUGCUCAGCAUAAAGACAGGUGGCUGUCCAGAGACCUGCACCUAUUGCUCGCAGAGCAGCUCUUGGAGGAAGGAAACAGGCCUCAAAGCAGAGAAGCUAAUGGACCUGGAAGAGACUUACCAGGCUGCUCUGCGGGCGAGGGAAUCUGGCAGUACCCGAUUCUGCAUGGGUGCUGCAUGGCGGGGCCCCUCACAGGUGGGCAAGGGCCAAUGGGAGCGCGUCCUUGAGAUGGUGUCACGGAUCCGGGGCCUCGGCAUGGAGGUGUGCACCACGCUGGGCAUGCUGACGGCCGAGCAGGCGAAGCAGCUGCGAGAGGCCGGCCUCACUGCCUACAAUCACAACCUGGAUACCAGCCCCGAGUACUACAGCAAGAUCACCAGCUCCCGGAAAUACGAGGACCGGCUUGAGACUCUGGCGAAUGUGCGGGAUGCGGGCAUCUCAGUGUGUGCGGGGGGCAUCAUCGGCAUGGGGGAGGGCAACAUGGACCGCGUGGGCCUGCUUCACCAGCUGGCCACGCUGCCAGAGCACCCAGAAUCUGUACCCAUCAAUGCCCUCGUUGCCGUCAAGGGCACUCCCCUUCAGGCAUGCUCAUCUGACCAGCCACCACCCUCUGCAAUGGAGGUCGUCCGCUGCAUAGCUACUGCGCGGAUUGUAAUGCCCCGCAGCGUUGUGCGUCUCAGUGCUGGACGGCUCAACUUCUCACUCAGCGAUCAGGCAUUUUGCUUCAUGGCGGGUGCCAAUAGCAUCUUCGAUGGAGACAAGCUGCUCACCACGCCCAACAAUGAGCGCAACGAGGACCUGCAAAUGUUCGAGACGCUCGGCCUCCGCUCCCGGCCCGCCUUCCUGCCGUACUCAGCAGGGGCAGCAUCAAGCAAUGGUAGCUGUGGAGGAUCAAGCUGCGGAGACAGCAGCGCUCCCAAUGAGAGACUGGCCAUGCAGGCAUAAAUUCUUUGGUGACCAUUCUUCUGCCAGAUAGUAUUCUGCUGGCGGAGAAACUCAGAUGGAGUUACCUUAGCGCCUUCAAGGCAGCCUCAUAAGAAGAGCAUGAGUGACUGUUUGUUUGCAGAAUUGCGCCGCAAAGACAAGAGAGCAUUGCAGUACUGUUAAUAUCAACAAUCAGUUGGUUUAGCCUGAGAUAACUUGAGCUGGGUGUUUUGUUUGUGUGUACGGAUGUCUCAGCGGCGAAUUUAUAUCACCUGAGUAAGGUCUCUUGAGAACAAAAGGGGUUCAUUAUACAACCGGAUCUUCUCAAUCGCCCGGUGUCGUCCAGGGAUCCCAGUCACCAUGAUGAUGCUUCAAGUUGCGCAAUGCAUAUGCGUAAGAAGAUCAUUG